This is a messenger RNA of Lepus europaeus (European hare), 261 nucleotides long. RefSeq names its product islet amyloid polypeptide (gene IAPP). The record is from RefSeq and is a predicted model, not a curated record. NCBI's taxonomy places the organism in Eukaryota, Metazoa, Chordata, Mammalia, Lagomorpha, Leporidae. The coding region runs from base 1 to 261 and encodes 86 amino acids. Gene Ontology annotation, molecular function: hormone activity. Gene Ontology annotation, cellular component: extracellular region. The transcript is spliced from 2 exons.
AUGUGCAUCCUGAAGCUGCCAGUAGUUCUACUUGUGCUCUCAGUUGCAAUGAACCACCUGAAAGCUACACCUGUUGAAAGUCAUCAGGUGGAAAAACGGAAAUGCAACACUGUCACGUGUGCCACGCAACGCCUGGCAAAUUUUUUAAUUCAUUCCAGCAACAACUUUGGUGCCAUUUUCUCACCUCCCAGUGUGGGGUCCAAUUCAUAUGGCAAGAGGAAUGCAAUUGAGGUUCUAAACAGAGACCCCCUGCACUACUGA